GCGAGUAACGGUAUAUAAGCCGCAGCCGUGCCUCGACUGGGGAUCCACUCUCACCUCACAGCAUCCACGACCCGGCAUUCCACUCGAGGCAAAAUGAAGUCAGCCUUUGUUUUUCUUGCUCUGCUGGGCAUUGCCCUGGGCGUGGAUGACCUUGGCGCCCUUAGACAGACCGGAGGAUCAACGUUCACCCUUGGCGGUGGACAGGGCCGCGGUUUCAGGUCUGGCUCCUCGGGCGGUGGGUCUUUCAGAAGCAGUUUCAGCUCCUCCAGCAGCGGUGGUGGCUCUCUCGGCGGCGGCUCUCUCGGCGGCGGCUCUCUCGGCGGCGGCGGCGGCGGCGGCUCAUUCCGCAGCUUCCAAACCUCGGGCGGCGCAGGGGGCGGCCUCGGCGGUCAGGGAGCCGGGGAGACAGUGGUCACCACCGUCUCGGAGACCAGCCCUGUCGUGCUGACCGGCAUCGAUACCUUCACGACCCGGCGCGAGGGCGGCACCUUCGGCGGCGGCGACGGCGGUAGAUUCAUCGUCUCGGGCGGCGGCCAGACUGGCGGCGGCCGAGUCAUCACCACUAGGGAGGAGCAGACGACCGGCCUAGGCAGCGGCACCGGCGGUGGAUUCAUCAUCCAGAGGGGCGGCGGCCUGGGCGGCCAGACGGGCGGCGGCCGCAUCAUCACCACUACGGAGGAGCAGACGACCGGCCUAGGCAGCGGCACCGGCCGUAGAUUCAUCGUCCAGGGAGGCGGCAGCCAGGGCGGCCAGCAGAGCGGCUUCAGCGUCAGGACCACCGGCACCGGCGGCAACUUUGGUAGGGGCGCGAUCGGCGGUGGCACCAUCACCGGCACGCAGCGCUUCACCAGCGGCGGUGGCACCGGCCGCUUCACCAGCGGCGGCGGCACCGGCCGCUUCACCAGCGGCGGAGGCACCUUCACCAGCGGGCAGUUCGGCACAGGAAGCGGAGCCAUCAGGGGAACGCUGGAAGAUGGCGCCACCGACGCGCCGGAAUUCUUCACGACGACGCGCUACGGCCCGAUCAGCAGUGGCGGUCUGAGGGGAUCCGGCGAUCGCAGUGCCACGCUGACGUUCUCGAGGACCGGCUCCGCGACGGGAUCGCUGUUCAGCCGCGACAACGCCGACGCCACCGAGAACGCCAAGAAGAGCAGAGGCUAUGAGUACAGAUACAGAGAGGGACAUGAGUACACUCAGCCCAGGACUCUGUACAACUACGAUAUCGAAGAGCCAAUCUGGGGAUUCAAUGAUCAAGACACUGUCUACACUGGCGAGUAGACAGAUCCUCGUUUCAAGACCCUUACAAGUACUGAUGCUGGAGAUAUGACUGGAUGAUCAAUCUAGACUGAGAACGUAGCUAGGAGAUAUACCCAACUAACAAUCAUAACACAAUUUUGUGUAAUUAUUUUCAAUGUGGCCUUGUGGAAGACACAGUUGCUUGCUGUGAUUUGAGUGUUCGUGUAUCUGUCGUUGUGAGUAUGUAGCUGUAUGUUCUGUAUAUUUCUUGAAAGAGAACCAUUGAAUUACAACUGA
This is a messenger RNA of Priapulus caudatus, 1533 nucleotides long. Its product is annotated as loricrin-like. The coding region runs from base 94 to 1278 and encodes 394 amino acids. NCBI's taxonomy places the organism in Eukaryota, Metazoa, Priapulida, Priapulimorpha, Priapulimorphida, Priapulidae. The transcript is spliced from 3 exons. The record is from RefSeq and is a predicted model, not a curated record.